CACUCGGCGGCCGCCAUCUUGCGAGCUUGCGGUAUCAUCGGUGCAGGGCACCGUCCUUGAUCUCAUCGCGGUUCACCGACAAAGAGGCGGACUGGCAGCCCUCAGCGUCGCAGUCAUGCCGGCCGGACCCGUGCAGGCGGUGCCCCCACCGCCGCCGGUGGCCACCGAGCCCAAACAGCCCCCAGAAGAAGAAGCAUCUUCAAAGGAGGAUUCUACCCCUUCCAAGCCAGUGGUGGGGAUUAUUUAUCCUCCUCCAGAGGUCAGGAAUAUCGUUGACAAGACUGCCAGCUUUGUGGCCAGAAAUGGACCUGAAUUUGAAGCUAGAAUACGACAGAAUGAGAUCAACAACCCCAAGUUCAACUUCCUGAACCCCAAUGACCCUUAUCAUGCCUACUACCGCCACAAGGUCAGCGAGUUCAAAGAGGGGAAGGCACAGGAGCCCUCGGCCGCCAUUCCCAAGGUUAUGCAGCAGCAGCAGCAAGCCGCCCAGCAGCAACUACCCCAGAAGGUACAAGCCCAGGUGAUCCAAGAGACCAUUGUGCCCAAGGAGCCCCCUCCAGAGUUUGAAUUCAUCGCAGACCCCCCAUCCAUAUCGGCCUUCGACCUGGACGUCGUGAAGCUGACUGCUCAGUUUGUAGCCAGGAACGGGCGCCAGUUUUUGACCCAGCUGAUGCAGAAAGAGCAGCGCAACUAUCAGUUUGACUUCCUCCGCCCACAGCACAGCCUUUUCAACUACUUCACAAAGCUGGUGGAACAGUAUACGAAGAUCUUGAUUCCACCCAAAGGUCUAUUUACAAAACUCAAGAAAGAGGCUGAGAACCCCCGAGAAGUUUUGGACCAGGUGUGUUACCGUGUGGAGUGGGCCAAGUUCCAGGAGCGUGAGAGGAAGAAAGAAGAGGAGGAGAAGGAGAAGGAGCGGGUAGCUUAUGCACAGAUUGACUGGCACGAUUUUGUGGUGGUGGAAACAGUAGACUUCCAACCCAGUGAGCAAGGGAACUUCCCACCUCCCACCACCCCGGAGGAGCUGGGUGCCCGGAUCCUCAUUCAAGAACGCUAUGAGAAGUUUGGGGAGAGUGAGGAGGUUGAGAUGGAGGUUGAAUCUGAUGAGGAGGAUGAAAAACAGGAGAAGACAGAGGAAACUCCUUCCCAGCUGGACCAGGACACCCAAGUGCAAGACAUGGAUGAGGGUUCUGAUGAUGAAGAAGAAGGGCAGAAAGUGCCCCCACCCCCAGAGACACCCAUGCCUCCACCUCUGCCCCCAACUCCAGACCAGGUCAUUGUUCGGAAAGACUAUGACCCUAAGGCUUCCAAACCCCUGCCUCCAGCCCCUGCUCCAGAUGAGUAUCUUGUGUCCCCCAUCACGGGGGAGAAGAUCCCUGCUAGCAAAAUGCAGGAACACAUGCGCAUUGGGCUUCUGGACCCUCGGUGGUUGGAGCAGCGAGAUCGCUCCAUUCGAGAGAAGCAGAGCGAUGAUGAGGUGUAUGCACCAGGUCUGGAUAUUGAGAGCAGCUUGAAACAGUUGGCCGAGCGGCGUACCGAUAUCUUUGGUGUAGAAGAAACAGCCAUUGGUAAGAAGAUUGGCGAGGAAGAGAUUCAAAAGCCAGAGGAAAAGGUGACCUGGGAUGGCCAUUCUGGCAGUAUGGCCCGGACCCAGCAGGCUGCACAGGCCAAUAUCACCCUACAGGAGCAGAUCGAGGCCAUCCACAAGGCCAAGGGUCUAGUGCCAGAAGAUGACACCAAGGAGAAGAUUGGGCCUAGCAAACCCAAUGAAAUCCCCCAGCAACCACCACCUCCGUCUUCAGCUACCAACAUUCCCAGCUCAGCCCCACCUAUUACCUCUGUGCCCCGGCCACCUGCGAUGCCGCCUCCCGUUCGCACUACGGUUGUGUCUGCGGUACCUGUCAUGCCUCGGCCUCCAAUGGCAUCUGUCGUCCGACUGCCCCCUGGCUCGGUGAUCGCCCCCAUGCCACCCAUCAUCCAUGCACCCAGGAUCAACGUGGUGCCCAUGCCUCCCUCAGCUCCUCCUAUCAUGGCACCCCGUCCACCCCCCAUGAUUGUGCCAACAGCCUUUGUACCUGCUCCUCCUGUGGCACCUGUCCCAGCUCCAGCCCCAAUGCCUCCUGUUCACCCCCCGCCUCCCAUGGAGGAUGAGCCUACCUCCAAGAAACUAAAGACAGAGGACAGUCUCAUGCCUGAGGAGGAGUUUCUACGUAGAAACAAGGGUCCAGUGUCUAUCAAAGUCCAGGUGCCCAACAUGCAGGAUAAGACAGAAUGGAAACUGAAUGGGCAGGUGCUGGUCUUCACUCUUCCACUCACAGACCAGGUCUCUGUCAUCAAGGUGAAGAUUCAUGAGGCUACAGGCAUGCCUGCAGGGAAACAGAAGCUGCAGUAUGAGGGCAUCUUCAUCAAGGAUUCCAACUCACUGGCCUACUACAAUAUGGCGAAUGGCGCCAUCAUCCACCUGGCCCUCAAGGAGAGAGGCGGGAGGAAGAAGUAGAGAAAAACCAACUGUCAGGUCCUGGCCGCUGCCAUUUUUCCUCUGCUGCCCCCCAUUUCCUUUCCCAGACCCAGAAGCCCCUGCCUGUAUACUUGUCCUCUUACUGAGUUUGGAAAUCCACAUUGUCCUGCAGUUCCUUCCCCUGACUCUCUUCCUGCAUUGAUAAAGUGACAGGGCUUUCUAAGCCUUUUCUUCCCAUUUGUCUCUGGAAUAUGUUUGUUGUAAGGGUCUUGAUUUGAGGGGUUUGUUUCUUUGGGCAGCCCACAAGGAAGAGUGAGCCCAUGGAGGUCAUGCUGGAUAGUGCCAUAGUGCUAGGUGGCACUUGGUUGACAGAAUGUGGUGGUGAUGGUCAUUUGUCAUUUGUAUCUUGCCUUGGGCUAAUAAAUCUCAUGGUUUCUUUUUUUGUGAAAUUGAUGUCAAGGUUUAUCCUUUGGCCCCGUCUAGACCCUAGGCCCUGAAGACAUGGCACACUGCCUUGUGACACCUCUUCAGCUCUGAGGAAUUAUGGGGCUUUUAGCUAAAUUCUUGGCACCAUUAAAUUUUUGAGGAAUCUUAGAAUCUUCUUCCCUAAAAUAAUUUUUUUAAGAUUUGUGUUUAUAAUGCCCAUUAUAAGUCAUUUGGACCUUCCAGAGUUAUAGCUGCCACAUUUAAGGAGAUGUCUUCAACAGUCAUGACCAGAAUUCAAGAACAGGUGAGAUGCAGUUCCAGCACCAGGGCAGCCAAGGGACACAAACAUGAGACUCAGAGAGUGGUUUCCUACAGGCCUGGAGUCGCCCAUCACCUGACUGGCUCUGUGGGUUGCAGGUUGCAUACUCUGUGGAUACAGUAAU
This is a messenger RNA of Condylura cristata (star-nosed mole), 3327 nucleotides long. It is a transcript of the gene SF3A1, whose product is annotated as splicing factor 3a, subunit 1, 120kDa. Gene Ontology annotation, cellular component: catalytic step 2 spliceosome; U2 snRNP; U2-type prespliceosome. Bases 116 to 2497 code for a protein of 793 amino acids. NCBI's taxonomy places the organism in Eukaryota, Metazoa, Chordata, Mammalia, Eulipotyphla, Talpidae. Gene Ontology annotation, molecular function: RNA binding; protein binding. The transcript is spliced from 16 exons. The record is from RefSeq and is a predicted model, not a curated record. Gene Ontology annotation, biological process: mRNA cis splicing, via spliceosome; regulation of alternative mRNA splicing, via spliceosome.